Sceloporus undulatus (fence lizard) is the source of this 3090-nucleotide messenger RNA. Its product is annotated as N-acetyllactosaminide beta-1,3-N-acetylglucosaminyltransferase 2-like. The transcript has 2 exons. Gene Ontology annotation, cellular component: membrane. Bases 402 to 1634 code for a protein of 410 amino acids. The record is from RefSeq and is a predicted model, not a curated record. NCBI's taxonomy places the organism in Eukaryota, Metazoa, Chordata, Lepidosauria, Squamata, Phrynosomatidae. Gene Ontology annotation, molecular function: protein N-acetylglucosaminyltransferase activity.
AUGUGUCUCUCUCUCUGUGUGUGUUGAGGGUUGGCAGAAGCAGAAACCAUUUGGCUCCCAAUCUCUUUUUGAACUCUUUGGAAACCUUUUUCGUUCCCGACUCUUGAGUUCUAUUUUAAAUCCUUCCAGAAAAAACCAAAACCAAAAAGGAAGGUUGCUUUUGAGUUCCAUAAAAAGGUAGGAGGUUUCGUUUCUGCUUUGGGUGUCAGGGACGUGUGUGUCUCAAGUGUAUUUGUGUGUGUGUGUGUAUGUGAAGACACACACACACACAGAUUGCCUGGAGUGAGAAGAGAGAGAAAACCAAGCAGGGAAGGAAAAACAGAUUUUAAGCGAGAGGAACACUCCACUUCAGACAGAGAAGAGAAGAGAGAUCCCACUUGCACACCAGUUUCAGGAAGAAGAUGAAAGAAUCCCGGUGCCUGACGGUGGCCACUGCUUUGCUGACGCUGGUAGCCCUCAAGGCCUACAUGGAAUGGAGUGCUGAGCAGGAGGAGGGCUUCCCAACCCCUCAUGGAGUCGGCUGGCACAGCAGCUCCAUCACGCCCGCCCAGCCCUUGAGUGAAGACCUGCCAGUCUUUGUUCCACAACACUUCAAUGCUUCCUUGCAGCAGCUGCGCCAAAGCAUCCCAAAGACCAAAGCCUAUUGGAAUGAGAAACAACACCGUAACUUCCGAAUCCUCGAGGGGGACUUGGAGGCCAAUGCUUCAUGGAACGAAUGCUUUGGUCCCGGAACAGCAGACAGAGUGGCCAAGAUCAAAGAUUUUGGGUCCUACUCAGAGCUUUACAGGAAUUUCAUUUUAUACGAUGAAUGCCGGACCUUUCCGCUCUUGCUCAACCAGCCAACCAAGUGCACCACCAGUGGCAAGAACCACACCUUCCUACUCUUAGCCAUCAAAUCUUUGCCUGGCAACUUUGCUGCCCGUCAGGCCAUCCGGGACACGUGGGGGCAUGAGGGUGCCCCUGGGGGUUUACUAGUCCGCACCGUUUUCUUGUUGGGCACAGCCCAGAGCCGUUCUGGGCCUCGCUUGCAACGGCUGGUAGAAUACGAGAGCCAGACUUUUGGUGACAUCUUAAUGUGGGACUUUGAGGACACCUUCUUCAACUUGACGCUGAAGGACUACCUCUUUCUCAACUGGACCCUAGAACAUUGCCGGAAGGUCCGUUUCAUUCUCAAGGGGGAUGAUGACGUUUUUAUCAACAUGCCCAAGGUCUUGGAUUUCCUUGGCUCUUUAGAUGUUCAAAAGCCACUGUACACGGGCCAAGUGAUGGCCAAUGCGUCACCAUUCCGCGUUCGCAAAAGCAAGUACUAUGUGCCAGAAUCGUACUACGUAGGGCCUUACCCAGCCUAUGCAGGCGGUGGUGGCUACAUCUUCUCGGGACCACUAGCCCAGUGGCUUCACCUUGUUUCUCGACACAUAGCCUUUUACCCUAUUGAUGAUGUUUACACAGGCCUUUGCUUCCAAGCCCUGGGUAUCCGCCCAGAGUCCCAUCCUGGCUUCCAGACCUUUGAUAUCGCAGAGAAGGACCGUGAUGAUCCCUGUGUGCAUAGCAGACUACUUUUGGUGCACCGACGUAGCCCUCAGCAGACCCUUCAACUCUGGAAACAAAUUACAAACCCAGAACUCAAGUGCUGAGGGUUGUCACGGACGAUCGGACCUCUGAGCAUGGAGGUUUUAGGAGCAUCCUAUGGGCAAUGAGAAGAAGAGGCAGAAAGAUAUGGGACUCACGUCUUCUGUAUCUCAACUGGGAUUCUGAUCGAAAGCAGCUCCUGCAUGUGGCAGAUGGUGGGUGAGCAUAGCCUCCUUAUACAUUCCAGAUUUGGAGGUAGCAUAUGUCUGAAGGACAGGCCAUUGCCCAAAUGCCUGGCUCCUGAACUCCCUAGAGUCAGUUGGCUGGCCACUGCUGGAAACAAGAGCACUAGAAGAAAGAGGACAUCAGUCCACUUUGGUUGACCUCUUCUUAGGUUUGUACUCAGAGUUGCCUUCCUAUUCUGGCAAGGCAAGGUGGAGAGGGAUUAAGUCUGGGGACAUAAAUAAGGGGCAGCUUUCUUGAAAGCCUGUUGCAGGGGAAUGAAGAUGUUAUCCUUUUCUAGCAGGAUUACUGGAAAGGAAAAGGAUUUAAUUUAAGAUGGCUCCCUCUGUAACAUAGCCUGGUCCUCUGGAUGUUGUUGGACCGUAACUCCCAGCAUCCAGAGCCGGUACAGCAAAUGGUGAAGAAUUCUGGGGGCUCAGCAAUAUCUGGAGGGUGGCACUGGCCCAUCUCCCACACUUGUUCUCUAUCCUUAAACCCGAUGUGAGUUAAUGCAUUACGAUAGGCAGAUGUAUUUAGUUUGGCCUACUGUUGGCAUGUGCUUAAAAGAUAAGUUAAUAAUGUACUGUACAUAUAAAAACUGACAGAGGUGGAACAUAGAACCAUGGGCGACAGGCGUCAAUGACAGUUUAAGAUUAGGGAAUGUUCUUUCCCCAGAUGUUGAAGACAGUUAUUCUUAACUUUGUCUCUGGUCUUUCUGGCUGAAAAGUUAAGAUGUCCAGGAAUCAGUCCCUUAAAACUUAUCUUGCUAAACUCCCAGUCACAGUUGAAGCUCUGUACUCCUACUUUCAUUCAUUCAAUCCCUCCUUUUCAAUCCAGAACAUUCUACCAGAUCCAUCUGCAAUGUCAGAUUACGCCCCAAUAGGGUUUUUCCCUACACUCUUUAUUCUCUUCUAUGGUACAUUUCUAUUUUUCCUAUUGAAAACUUUUUGUUACUUGAAGUAAUCCCUACAAGGGUUUUCUCCUUGUGGCUCAAUCUUCUAGACUAGAGCCAACACACCCACAGCUGGGUAAACAAAGGAACGGAGUAAACAAGUGUGCACUGACAACAUUCACAACCAUUUAGUGUUUAAACAUGCCUUAAGAAAAAGGUACAACUUGGGGGUAAAAAUAGGUGUUCUCCUAAGUUGCCAGCUGUUAUUCCUGUUACAGCUGCAUCUUGCACCAAAGUUGAACAGAGUUUGGAUAUUUUUGUGUGACCUGCUUAAAUGUGCAGAAACUCAUUAUUCAAAGGCUGUCAUGAUGUACCGAUAUAAUAAAAUGAGUCUCAGGUGCUGUCUA